GUCGUGAUGAAACAUCAGCUCAACGGUUUCACAUGAAAACUGGAAGUUCAUUAAAUGCCAGCAGCAGCAUGUGCAGAACGCACGACAGUUCUUAAAAUAUUGAAAAUAUUCUGCACGUUAUACGCCGGGAACCUUCUCGAGGAUGUAUUUCUGAGGAGGAUGUGAGCUUCCUAUUUUGGCCCUUGUAUUUUUGUAUUUUUUUUGGAGCUCUUGAGCAACAUCUUUCAGAAAGGAAGAAGAUUGCAACAUGUGGUGAAAUGUGCGAGAGAAGAUACAUGAACCAACUGAGGCGGUCCAACACAUACGGUCGCACGUGCACAUAAACGCGUCCGCAUGUCCCGCGCGCUCCACGGUUCAGUCAACGGGACGACGGCCAUCCCAUGGAGGGGCAACAGGAGGCGGCUGUCGCUGGUGGAGCAGCUGAGGGGCUGCCAGGAGGCCUGGUGCCCCGCGGCCCCCUGGGACAGAGAGGGGGCACACGCUGCUAUCUGUGGAACGCCUGCUGGGAGUUUCCUGGUUGUGCGAGACUCCGCGACGUCUCAGCCCGGCCUGCUGUGCGUGUCUGCCGGAGGACUCAAUGGGGCGGUCCACGAUCACAACAUCGAAAGCACGGGCACAGUCUUCUGGCUGUCCGAGUCUCGCCUGUCUUUCUCUGACUUGGCUCAGCUCGUGCUCUUCUACUCUCUGACCAGGGACGUGUUGGCCGUCCGUCUUUCCAUUCCUCGCUGGAUCUACGGCGUCACCGAGAAGACAGGAGAUCGUCUCUCUGGACUCGAGCCCGGUACUUGGCUCUGCACGCCGGGCGACCAGCCCGCCGAGGGGAUGACCCAGAGGGAGCCGGGCGAUGUAAUGUGCUCCAUACAGCUGACGUCCACCAACGGCGCCCUGUGCUUCAUCAACCCGCUCUACCUUCGCGAGCACGGAGACGAUUGGCUGACCUGCAGACCGGGGCGCCGCCUCAGCACCACCCGGGCGUGGGCGGGGUCAGGGUUGCAGAGCAAACGCACCAUCUCGUUGGAUAAGGAAGGCUCCGCUGCCAGCUUGGAGAGUUCUGGUCUUAUCAGAGCCAUGUCUGCUGAUUCGGCGAAUUUCCCACCGACCCCGUCAGCACCAGCUGCUCCAGAAGGGGUGGUUCUCAGGAGGCCCAGUAGAGAUUCGGACUCCGGCCAUCUUCACAGAGCGAGCCCAGGGAGCCUCCCUCCAUCUACUCCCUCCACCCCUAUAAGUUCAAACUCUAUGUUUGAGCUGCAGACCCAUUGCAGCCCGGUGCCUCAGUCCCCUCACCGGGUGUCCUGGAUUGAGGACGGAGUCUGGCUGCCUCCGCCCAGGCCUCCCUCUUUGCUCCACCCGCUGUCGCUGGAGCUCGACUCGCUGUCCAUCAGCAGCAUCGAAGAAGAGCAGGACUCCCAGGUGGCGAACCCCGGCCCGCUCCACCCGUGCGCGCAGCGGCUGGCCGACAAGGUCAUCCACCGUCUCUCGGCGGUGGGCCAGGCUCUCGGCGGCCUGGUGAGUCAGAAGAAGAGGCUGACCAAUCGCGUGGAGGAGCUGAGCGAGCGGAAAGGCGCGGAGUUCGCCGAGGCCGUGAAGGGAUUCGUGGAGAUGACGCUGAAGAAAGGCGCGGAUCCCGGCGGGGUCACGGGGUCAGAGUUCUUACAGGAGGUGAGGUCGUCGCUCUCGUCGCUGAAGGAGACGCUGUUGGACUGCCAAGAGAUCCAGGCGUUGUUGGACAGCAUCGCUGACAUGAACGACUUGGAGAUCGACUCCCUGGUUGAGCUUUCCCUCCACAAGGCGGCGCUGAAGCCCGUCUCCGAACACCUGUACUCCUGCAUCCAAAUGUCCCGGACCGACGACGGCAGCUUCCAGCGUCUCCAGAGAAACAUGAGCGUGCUGGAAAAGAACGGCGUGGAGGAGCUCGGCGGGUCGGCGGGCGUCGGAGUGCCCGACGCCGUCACCCUGGAGCGGAUCCAGCAGAGGUGGACGAGCAUGCAUGAGGCCUACUCCCCAAACAAGAAGGUCCACGUCCUGCUCAAAGUCUGCAAGAUCAUCUAUCACAGCAUGAGUGCUAAUGCCAUCUCAGGCACGACGUUCGGAGCGGACGACUUCCUGCCCUGCCUCACGUGGGUGCUGCUCCGCAGUGACGUGGUCACCUUACACCUGGACACAGACUACAUGAUGGAGCUGCUGGACCCCACGCAGCUGCAGGGAGAAGGUGGCUACUACCUUACGACUCUAUACGCCUCUCUUUACUACAUCAGCAGCUUCCGGCCGAAGCUGGCCGCCCGUCAGCUCAGCAUCGAGGCCCAACACUCUCUCAACCAAUGGCAUCGCCGGCGGACCCUGCACUGCAACCAGUCGCGGCGCAGCGAGAACCGGCUGACCUUCCGCAGGCAGGCGUGCCGGAACAAAGGGUCGCAGAGCACCGAGACGGACGACGAGGGCAAAGAGGAGAGUGGGAAAGAAGAUGAGUCUGCGAAGGGGGAGGAGUCACAGCGGCGGGAGGGGAGCGGCGCCGAGGCUCUGCGGCCGCGGAGGGAGGAGGAGACGGGCAGAGGGCGAGGAUCCGAGUGGGAAUCGCAGACGUCGUCUCCGGCAUCGGACCGCGAUCGGCAAGACGUGACGAGGAGCAAGCGGGAAGAUGGACGGACUCUAUGCACGGAAGGAGAAGAGGAUCACAGAUGAUCGUAGAGUGGCCCCCUUCAUGGGUCAUAACCCUCCUGGGACGAAAACCACCGGCAGAGAUCCCUCUAUUCUAAUAGUCCAUACUGUUCGAGAGCACCGAGUAUUAUUAUUAUUAUUAUUAUUAUAUUUAUAUGGGAGCUAAUAAUAGUUAAAGCUGUUUGGAGGCUAUUAGGUUUUGUACGGUGCAGCAUGAGUUUGAUUUGUAAAGAUUUUUUUUUAUACGCAAAUUUUUUGAUUUGUAAAUAUUAACAUGAAAGUAAUAAAUGAGCAAAAAAAGAGGACAUUAAUAAAACCGAUUAACAGUU
This is a messenger RNA of Cyclopterus lumpus (lumpfish), 2984 nucleotides long. It is a transcript of the gene rinl, whose product is annotated as Ras and Rab interactor-like. Gene Ontology annotation, cellular component: cytosol; endocytic vesicle. Gene Ontology annotation, biological process: vesicle-mediated transport. The coding region runs from base 334 to 2679 and encodes 781 amino acids. The transcript has 11 exons. Gene Ontology annotation, molecular function: guanyl-nucleotide exchange factor activity; small GTPase binding. NCBI's taxonomy places the organism in Eukaryota, Metazoa, Chordata, Actinopteri, Perciformes, Cyclopteridae. The record is from RefSeq and is a predicted model, not a curated record.